Molecule: messenger RNA, 888 nt
Organism: Arabis nemorensis
Lineage: Eukaryota; Viridiplantae; Streptophyta; Magnoliopsida; Brassicales; Brassicaceae
Source: the annotation of a GenBank genome assembly
AUGGUGAGGCCGUAUGGGAUUAAGGUGAACAAGAGAAAGGAGAGACAAGAGAGGUACGAUAAAGAAGAAGAUGAAGAAGAUGAACAACCAAAGUUUGAGCAGAAACAAAAAGCAGAAGAAAGUGUGAAGAAGGCGAGAAAAGAAAGCACCUCAAAAGCAGAGGAAAUCAAUGAACAGAAGGAAGAGACUGAGGAGGAAGCAGAAGAUGAUAUUGAUGAAGGGAUACCUAUUAACCUUGCUGCUCGUAAAACGGAAAAGCCCGGUGUUGUUUUCGUGCUUGAGAAAGCCUCUCUUGAAGUUGCCAAAGUUGGAAAGACUUACCAGCUACUGAAUUCUGACGAUCAUGCUAAUUUCUUGAGAAAAAAUAACAGAAAUCCUGCUGAUUACAGACCAGACAUCACGCAUCAGGCUCUUCUAAUGAUUUUGGAUAGUCCAGUUAAUAAGGCUGGGAGGUUGAAAGCAGUUUAUGUUAGAACAGAGAAAGGUGUCCUUUUUGAAGUUAAGCCACAUGUUCGUAUACCAAGAACUUACAAGCGAUUUGCCGGAAUUAUGUUGCAAUUGCUACAAAAACUUAGCAUUACUGCAGUUGGUGGGCGUGAGAAACUUUUACGGGUGAUCAAGAACCCUAUCGAAAAGUAUCAUCUACCGGUUAACUCACGAAAAAUAGGCUUCUCGUAUAGCUCUGAAAAGCUGGUCAACAUGCAGAAGCACCUAGCUACUGUCUGUAAUGAUACAGACACUGUUUUUGUGCUCGGUGCGAUGGCACAUGGGAAAAUAGAGUGCGACUAUAUCGACGAUUUCGUGGCCAUUUCAGGGUAUCCGUUGAGCGCAGCCUAUUGUAUCUCAAGAAUCUGCGAGGCAUUAGCAACAAAUUGGAAUAUAAUUUAA